Molecule: messenger RNA, 2160 nt
Organism: Acytostelium subglobosum LB1
Lineage: Eukaryota; Evosea; Eumycetozoa; Acytosteliales; Acytosteliaceae
Exons: 5
Coding region: 1-2160 (719 amino acids)
Biological process (GO): proteolysis
Cellular component (GO): cytosol
Molecular function (GO): oligopeptidase activity; serine-type endopeptidase activity
Source: RefSeq, a predicted model, not a curated record
AUGACAAUACAAUAUCCAGUAACAAGAAGAGAUGACAGUGUCAGUGACACAUUCAAGUCUGCUGCUGGUCCAGCAAAGGUUGUCAAUGAUCCCUAUCGCUGGCUCGAGGAACCAUCAUCCGAUGAGACAAAGGCAUGGGUCGAACAACAGAACAAGGUCACAACAGAGUACUUGUCAAAGGAUGGUGAUUUGACAAAGAGACUUGAGAGUGAGUUGAUGGAGAGGAUCAACUUUGCAAAGUUUGGUUGGACAAGGAGAAGAGGAGACAGAUUGUUCUUUGAUAAGAACCCGGGUCUUGCCAACCAGUCGAUCAUUUACAUGGCCGACGCGAAUGACCCCUCCAAAGAGGCCGUCCUGCUCGAUCCCAACCAGUUCUCAACUGAUGGCACAUGGUCUCUGAGCAGCAUGUCCAUCUCGCGCUCGGGAAAGUUGGUCGCCUACGGUUACUCAAAGGGUGGCUCCGACUGGGUCACCUUGAAGGUGUUGCGCGUGCCCGAUGUCAUUGGAGGUCCGGUCGAGAUCCUCGAAGACACCAUCGAAUGGGUCAAGUUCUCUUAUCCAGAGUUUGAUGAGAAGGAGCAGGGCUUCCUCUAUGCUCGCUUCCCCGAGAACAAACAAUUGAGUGCCGAUGAGAAGGGUACAGAGACCGACAGCAAUAUCAACCAAAAGAUGUACUACCAUCGCAUUGGUGAGCAACAGAGUCAGGACACACUGGUCUACCAGUCCACCACCAAUCCCGAGUAUCUCUUUGGCGGCAACUUCACCAAUGACAACAAGUACCUCAUGGUUCACAUCUCCAAGGAUUGUAAUCCAGAGAGCAACCUAUCGAUCAUCACAAACUGGAACCAAGUGAUCUAUGACAAGACGGAGACUGAGUUCAAGGAGAUUAAGUUGAUCACCAACUUCAACGCGAGCUACAACUAUCUUCACAAUGUUGAUGGCAAGUUCUGGUUCCACACCAACUUGAACGCGCCAAUGAAUAGAGUGAUCACGAUCGAUCUACCGGCGAAAGAGGGCGAUGCAUUGAACAUCACAGAGGUGAUCAAAGAGCGUGAGUACCUGAAUCAGUACGCUCACUACACAAGCCAGAAGUUGUACGUAGUGUUCCUUCGUGAUGUUCAAGACGUUGUUGAGGUGUUUGAGCUCCAUGGCAAGCUGAUCAGACCACUCCCACUGCCAGCACCCGGAUGCAUUGGCAGUCUUGGAGGUCUACACGACUCGCCACACAUCUACUUCAGCUUUGAAUCAUUCACCUAUCCCAAGACAUCAUUCUACCUCAACACCAACGAUGAUGUGAUGUCUGUGUUCAGAGAGCCAAACAUAAAGAACUUUGUACCAACAGACUAUGAAUGCAAGCAAGAGUUCUAUCAAUCAAAGGAUGGCACAAAGAUACCAAUGUUCGUUGUACACAAGAAGAACUUUGUUGCUAAUGGACAGGCACCAGUCUUCCUCACUGCCUACGGAGGCUUUGAGUACCCCUACUCUCCAGCCUUCUCACUCAACCUUAUCUUCUUUGUCGACAAGUUCAACGGUGCCUUUGUCGUGGCCAACAUCAGAGGAGGAGGAGAGUAUGGAAAGAAGUGGCAUGAUGCUGGACGUCUUAAGAACAAACAGAACUCUUAUGAUGAUAUUGCAGCUGGAGUGGAAUACUUGUUUGAGAAGAAGUAUACGUCGGCGGAUAAGUUGACGAUCAAUGGUGGCUCGAAUGGUGGACUGAUGGUGGCCGCAUGUACCAAUCAGCGCCCUGAACUAUUUGGAUGCUGCAUUGCUGAUGUUGGCGUGUUUGACAUGCUCCGCUUCCAAAAGUUCACGAUCGGACGUCAUUGGGUCAGCGACUAUGGAUGCAGUGAUGAGCCCGAACAAUUCGACACGUUGAUCAAGUACUCCCCACUGCACAAUGUCAAUGCCAACAAGAAGUAUCCACACGUGCUGUUGGUCACUGGUGAUCAUGACGAUCGUGUCAUCCCUGCGCACUCCUACAAGUACAUCUCAGAGCUGCAGUAUCAACGUGGAAACAAGCCCGAUCAGACUGAUCCACUACUCAUCCUCGUGGAUGUUCAAGCUGGACAUGGAGCAGGCAAGCCACUCAGCAAGAGAGUGCAUGAGUUCUGUACCAAGCUUACCUUUAUCUCAAUUGCAACCAAGUCCAAACCAAACUAA